Molecule: messenger RNA, 3425 nt
Organism: Mus caroli (Ryukyu mouse)
Lineage: Eukaryota; Metazoa; Chordata; Mammalia; Rodentia; Muridae
Gene: Mpzl3
Product: myelin protein zero like 3
Cellular component (GO): plasma membrane
Source: RefSeq, a predicted model, not a curated record
ACCACCUGCAUGGUCCCGGGGAGGCUAAAGAGGGUGUGUAAGUGUCGGAAGAGCUGUCGGGAUGCAGCAGGCAAGAGGAACAGUAGGAGGCCGUGGCUGCGCUCUCUUUCCACUGCUGAGCAUCCUAGUCGUCCAGGGUGCGCGUAUCGUCCUCUCCUUGGAGAUAAGUGCCGAUGCUCACGUCCGAGGAUAUGUGGGAGAGAAGAUCAAGUUGAAAUGCACCUUCAAGUCAUCUUCAGACGUCACUGACAAGCUGACCAUAGACUGGACAUACCGCCCUCCCAGCAGCAGCCGCACAGAGUCUAUUUUUCACUAUCAGUCUUUCCAGUACCCGACCACAGCGGGCACAUUCCGAGACCGGAUCUCCUGGGCCGGAAAUGUCUACAAAGGGGAUGCAUCCAUCAGUAUCAGCAACCCCACUCUAAAGGACAAUGGGACGUUCAGCUGUGCUGUGAAGAACCCUCCAGACGUGUACCACAAUAUUCCCCUAACAGAGCUCACGGUCACAGAAAGGGGGUUCGGCACCAUGCUGUCUUCUGUAGCCCUUCUCUCCAUCCUCGUCUUCAUCCCCUCAGCAGUGGUGGUCAUUCUGCUGCUGGUGCGAAUGGGGAGGAAGGCAACAGGGGUGCAGAAGAGGAGCAGGUCUGGCUAUAAGAAGUCUUCCAUUGAAGUUUCCGAUGACACUGACCAGGAGGACAGCAAUGACUGCAUGACGAGGCUUUGUGUCCGCUGUGCAGAGUGUCUGGAUUCAGACUACGAAGAGGCGUACUGAUGAAGUGUGCGUGAUGCAAGAAGUGUCACCUAACAACAGGAAAUACCCAUUCCCCUGGCCAGGAGUGCCAUUGGUGGGGACAGCAGUGACAGAAGAUUCUGAAGGUCACCAGUGAAGACCCUAAGGACCACUUAUUUAUUGAAGAAACGUUUAUGUUGUAUUUAUAAACUGUUUGGAAACUCCCAGAAGGGACUCAUGACUUCUCUUCUUAAUACACUCUAAUUGAACAAUGAAAUUCUUGAACAGAAACAGUGCUUGGGUUACCUUCGCUCUUGAAUGUAGUUCAUGGUUUCUUCCAGUUGCCUGAAGGAGACCAAAUGUCUGUCACUCUGCCGAUGCCAAAAUUGUACUUUUUUAAUGGUGUGGAGCUUGUAGCUUCCUGAUGAUGUGCCAACGAACAACACGCCCAUUCGGGAUGGAUAGCCUUGGUUUCUUCUCCGAUGUUCUCCGGUCAGCGUUCAGUAUGCACUACGUGGUUUAAUGGUCAUCGGCUGUGUUUAGGGGACAUGCAGUAUUUAACCCCGAUUUCGGCUCAGUAGGUGUACAAGUUGUAGGCUUGUUUGGACUGGGCCUUUUAAGUAUUAAAGCAUUGUCAAUUUACAGUCAAGGAUAGUUUUUGAUGUAGAAGAAUCUUUCUCAUUUUUCUUGCUAGCUAUACUUUGGGCCACAGAAUCUUUGUUAUUUUGUGUUCCUGCAGCUGACUAAUUUGUGGUUUCCUUCUUGGGUUUUAAGUUAGAGGCAAGAAAUGUCUAUUAAGAAGGUUUUUAGUGGCGACUUAGAAAAUACUUUUUGUAGUCCUUUGCUUUGGGUCUCUCACGUUUCUCGUGUUGUUUAGAACUUUGGUUCUCAGUGGCACCAGAAGUGGGUAUUGUAUCUGCAGGCUGGUUUGCUCGGCACUGGAGAUGAGGAAGUGGCGAUGUGCGGGAUAUCUCCCCUUGCUUCACUCCGUGCCUUGUAACCCACACCUCUCCUCUCCUCUAGCAACUUAGUUGUUAUUUUAAUUUACACUGGGUUUUCUGUAAACCACUAAGACGUGCCUGACUUAUCGGAAGGACGAGCAUGUGUGCAAACAGCGCUCUCCAGAGAGAGUCACUGAUGACCCCUCCCCCAGCCCUGGUUGGUUCAACAUGGUGGUCUUCAUGGUUCUUCUUAAAGCAGCUUUCGAGGCCUCCAUAUUACAGUGUUAUAUACUAUGUUUCUCAUAAAAGUCAUUCUAUUUACCAUGAAGAUCUUACAUUUGAAACCCGGGUCAUUAACUCUGUUUGAAAGACUUGUUAACUUAGCCUGCUGAUCCAUGAUUAUGAUUUACCUCUGGUCAUGGAAGCUCUUGGAAGAGGCAGAGGAGGGACUGGCAUUUUACAUUUCUGGUCGUUAGAUUCCACAGUUCUUUGGACUACUUGUUAAAGAUGUAGUUGUCUGUGGCCAAUCCAUUGAGACCCGUUCUGAUGGUUCAAUAGAGAAAAGAAAACAUUCAGGCACCAAGCAUGAAUACCUUGGGCACUUGCAGAUCUGAAGAGAGUGACCCAGGUGGGAGGGGGCAUGCUGUGGGCCUCACUGUUCUGACAGAGUCAUUACAAGAACUCAUUUAAACCAUCAUUCUGUGGCAUUGAGGGACCAGUUUUAGUUUCUUGGGAUUUUUUUGCAAGCGUAUUGUGAGGUUUUAUCUAGCUCAGACAUUGGUGAGUUCAGUGACUACUGAUGAAUACUUGGGUAUACUGUUGUGUAGCCUGCUUUGAAAUGGGUCUCUUCUCUUGUAAAUGACAGGACAAUCAAGUCCUUCAUUGUAAGGGAGUACAUUAGUGAUUUUAUUGGCUCCAUGGGUUUGUGGUCAUAUCUGGGGCUUAGGCUGCCCUCAGUUUCUUAUGCCAAGGUUUGUGCUAAAGCUUUUUGAUCAUCAGGACGACAAAGCCAUCUGUGGAGCCUCCUCCUUUAAGAGUGAGCAUACAAUAGAGGGUUUGUCUGACUUACUGUUUUAAUAUCUUCUAAGGUGAGAUUCUCAUACUUUUGUUUUUUCCUUUUUGCUGCUCUGUGGACUCAAACCCCGUGGUAUUAUAGCAUUGUCUGGAAAGAGGAUUUAAGUCUUUCAUUAUGGUUUUAUCACCUUCUGAGUUUUACAUGGUGGCCUCUUAAAACUAUUACAAAAUGUGAAUUUAUAACGUACUUUGUUUUCCCUCUGUGACCUGUUAUUUCAGGUCACUUGAGGACAUCUUAGCAGUCUGCAGUACCCGAGUCAGCAGUGGGAUUUCAGAAGGAAAAGUUGUCUACCCUUCUCCCAUCCUGCUUACGUGCAUACAUACAUGUGCGCGCAUGUGUGCAUGCAUAAGUAUAUCUUACAACAACAGAAAAUCUGGAGGCUAGAUCCUGACCCAGAAUGUUCUGUUGUGUUGCUGGGCUCCCCCAUUCUGAAGAAGGACUCUAAGAAGAUCCAUGGAGUAGACCAAAGCUCUUAUUUAAUUGCACAGCUCACAACUUUGCUGCCAGAAGUGCCCACUCCGGUGUUGGCCUCCUCACCGUGGUCUCUCACUGACUUUUAAAAUUAAGUUAGACUUUUUGUUUGCAGGAGAGUAUGAUCUGUAAGGCUUCGUGCACAGACAUUGUGACUCAUGGAAGCUUUACUGCACUGUAGUUAAUAAACUUCUUUGCACCUUGUGGC